CGUCCGCCGCCGCCGCCGCUCCCGCGCCGCCCCCGGGGUCGGCCCCUCCCGCCCGCUCCUGCGCUGACGCAGUCCGUGCCGCACCAGCUCCCAACAUGGCGGCGAGGCGCUGAGGAGCGCGCGGAGACGCGGGCCGCGAGCGCGGUGUCUGUUCCACGUUACCUGCAGAAGAGCCUGUUCUUUGUGCAGGGAAAAGUAUUUAAACUUUUGAAGCCAUGGGAGUAAAGGUCCAGAGACCUCGUUGCUUUUUUGACAUAGCCAUCAACAAUGUACCUGCUGGAAGAGUGGUCUUUGAAUUGUUUUCCGAUGUGUGUCCAAAGACAUGUGAGAAUUUUCGCUGCCUUUGCACAGGUGAAAAGGGUACAGGAAAAUCUACCCAAAAGCCAUUGCAUUACAAAAGUUGUCUAUUUCACAGGGUAGUGAAAGAUUUCAUGAUCCAAGGAGGUGACUUCAGUGAAGGAAAUGGCAGGGGAGGAGAAUCCAUUUAUGGCGGCUUCUUUGAAGAUGAAAGCUUUGCUGUAAAGCACAACAAAGAAUUUCUCCUUUCAAUGGCUAACCGAGGGAAAGAUACAAAUGGUUCACAGUUCUUUAUAACAACUAAACCUACACCUCACUUAGAUGGACAUCAUGUUGUUUUUGGACAAGUCAUCUCAGGUCAAGAAGUUGUGAGAGAAAUAGAAAACCAGAAAACAGAUGCAUCUAGUAAACCAUAUGCUGAAGUACGCAUACUGAGUUGUGGAGAGUUAAUUCCAAAAUCCAAAGCCAAGAAAGAAGAAAGGAAAAGACACAAGUCAUCGUCUUCAUCCAGUGAUUCGGAAAGUUCAAGUGAUUCAGACUCUUCUUCUGAUUCAUCAUCGGAUUCUGAGAGUGCUUCUGAGGAGAAAUCCAAGAAAAGAAAGAAGAAACACAAGAAAAAUUCCAAAAAGCAUAAGAAAGAAAAGAAAAAGAGAAAGAAAAGCAAGAAAAGCUCGUCUAGUGAAAGCGAAGAUGAAAACCCUGAAGCACAGCCAUUAUCUACUGUCCGUCCUGAAGAAAUUCCUCCUGUACCUGAAAACCGGUUCCUGAUGCGGAAAAGUCCUCCUAAAGUAGAUGAAAAAGAAAAAGAAAGGAAAAGCAGAGAGAAGGAAAGAGAAAGUAAUCUAUCAAAUUCCCAGUCAACUUACCAGAGAAGGCUGUUAGUGACCAGAUCUGGAAGGAAAAUAAAAGGAAGAGGACCAAGGCGUUACCGGACACCUUCCAGAUCCAGGUCAAGAGAUCGAUUCAGACGCAGUGAAACUCCUCCACAUUGGAGGCAAGAAAUGCAAAGAGCUCAAAGAAUGAGAGUAUCCAGCGGAGAAAGGUGGAUAAAAGGCGACAAAGUGGAGGGAUUCACAAUAUUUAAAAGCUGUACUUUUCUCUCUCCAAGGAGUGAAAUAAAUGAAAACAAGAAAGAUAAUCAAAAAAGCCCAGGAAGAGGAAAGGAGAGAAAAAUAUCAGACCACAGACAAUUUUCUGAAAGUCCAAGCAGAAGAGGGGAAAAGGAGAAGAAAAAAGAUCACAAAUCAAGCAGUAAAGACAGGGAGACAAGAAGGAAUUCAGAAAAAGAUGAGAAGCAUAACAAAAGCAAGGCCAAGAAAAGAGCUAAAUCCAGAAGCCAUAGCAAAAGCCGAGAGAAAUCAAAAAGUAAAGAAAGAGACUCUAGGCACAGCAGACAUGAUGAAAAGAGAGCAAGAUCAAGAAGCAGAGAGAGGGACCAUGAGAAAGGCAGAGAGAGAGAAAAGCGUUACGAUUCUAGAGGGAGAGAUAAAGAAAGAAGUAGGAGCAAGGAAAGAAGUAGAAGGGGAGGUUCAAGAAGUAAUGAACAAGAUCAUAGUAAGAGCCGAGACAGGGAGAAACAUAAGUCAAGAAGCAGAGAGCGUGAACAUGCUAGAGGAAAACACAGUUCCAGCAGUAGAACGAGGGAACGAAGCAAAAGCAGGGACAGGGACAGGGGUAGGAGAGGCAGAUCUAGAAGCAGAGACAGAGAUCGCAGUAGAAGUAAAGAAUAUUCAAGAAACAGAGAUAGAGAUAGAGAUAGAAGAAGAGGAAGAUCAAGAAGCAGAGAAAGGAGAGGUACACCAGAGAGGUAUAGAGGAAGAGAAAACAGGAGGAGGAGAGAUUCGAGGAGUUCAGAGAGAGAGGAUAGUCAAAGCAGAAACAGAGAGAGGUAUUCAAACAGAGAAAGCAGAAGCUCAUAUAAGAGGAAUGAUACUGAAAGCCAAAGGAAGAGGCGUUCAAAAAGCCGUGAAAGUAGCAGUCCUGAAUCCAGUAAAGAUAAGAAGUCUAGCAGAGACCGGGAUAGAAGUCCAGACUCAAAAAAGAGACCAAGUAGUAAAGAGAGAGAAUCAAAAAAAUCAUAUUCACGCAGGAGCAAAGAAAAGGAGAAAUCCAGAUCCUCAGCAGAAAAGGAAAUAAACCAAAAAUCAAAGAGUCAGGAAAGAGAUCAAGCCCAGAGUAAGGAUAAAAAGUCCGAUCAUGAAACAAGUCCUGGAACAGAUGAUGACAGACAUGGAUGAGUUUGUGGACUUAAUGUUUCCAUUGUCUCAAAGUUUUAGAGACAUUUUGGGGAACGCUUUUUUUAAGAUGUGGACUUCAGUUUGGUCUUUUGAUAAUCUAAAACCUGGAUCAUUUGUACUGCUAAAGUUUUAAUAAACUUGAAAUGAAAAACACA
This is a messenger RNA of Rhea pennata, 2689 nucleotides long. RefSeq names its product peptidylprolyl isomerase G (gene PPIG). The transcript has 14 exons. Gene Ontology annotation, cellular component: intracellular membrane-bounded organelle. The record is from RefSeq and is a predicted model, not a curated record. The coding region runs from base 216 to 2534 and encodes 772 amino acids. NCBI's taxonomy places the organism in Eukaryota, Metazoa, Chordata, Aves, Rheiformes, Rheidae. Gene Ontology annotation, molecular function: peptidyl-prolyl cis-trans isomerase activity. Gene Ontology annotation, biological process: protein peptidyl-prolyl isomerization; protein folding.